Molecule: messenger RNA, 2520 nt
Organism: Acanthamoeba castellanii str. Neff
Lineage: Eukaryota; Discosea; Longamoebia; Acanthamoebidae
Product: PH domain containing protein
Exons: 17
Coding region: 1-2520 (839 amino acids)
Source: RefSeq, a predicted model, not a curated record
AUGCAGAACGAGCUGAAGGUUUUCCUCAAGUGGUACCUCAACUUCGGGGUCUACAAGCUCAGGAAGGGCAAGUUCAAAUACGGCGUCCUUCAGCUGGACUACCUCCACGGCCGGGUCGGCGCGUACCUGCACAUGCCAUUCGAAAUACUGGACAAGGUCACCUUGUCAGAACAGGACUCGCGCUGCUUUCACAUUCACCUUCAUGACCUCACCCCGGUGGUGCUGUACAGCCAGCAGGAGGAGGACCGACCCACGAUUGUCAACGAGCUGCGACAAAUCAUCAACAACACCGAGUUCCUCAAGGGCAGCACCGAGCCGCCAAAACUGAACGACUACGCGGAGAUCAUCCGGUUGGGCGAGGUGGAAAAAAAGGGUCCAGUCAAGUGGGUCACGCGAACGCUCGUCCUCACCGACAACCAGCUCCUGUGCAUGCGGGAUACAUCGCGAGACGCGUUUCCGGUCAACGUGAUCGACAUUUGCGACAUUUUGGCUGUUGAGCGCGAGAAGGACGCCACGUUCAAGGUCGUGACCGAGCUUCGCACCUUCCAGUUCAAGGCCUCGUCCACUCCGAAACGAGAAAAGUGGGUCACCAAGCUUACGGCGACCGUCGAACUGCAGAGCGAACUGAGGGAGAGGGCGCUCGAGGAAAAGAAAAAGAAGCAGCGGAAACAGAAGCACGACGCUACCACGCCAUCGGAGCUCAUGCUCCCCUCAGGCAUCCCGCUGCUCGGUCGAUACGAGGUCCAUUUUGCAGACUUGCACACACUGUUCGGCCAGAACGUGCAGAAGCCGGACAACAAAAUCAUCAACCUGAAGGUCUACUACGACAUCAAGUAUGCCGCAGCUCGCAACCAAAUUUCGAUCGUGAGCGUGGCCACCGGCGCACUGGCCGUCGACACCGCCGGAGACUCAGUCAUGCACGCUGCAACGGGACUGCAGCAGGGCGAGGGCGUGAACGGUGCCGGGGAGAGCGAGGACGAGGCCGGCCAGCCCACCGGGGAGGACUUCCGCAAGAAGAAGAGCAAGAAGCUGCGCAUGCGAACCAAGCUGAUCAAGUCAAGUCCCGACCUCAACUCGUCGCUCGGCAGCUCCGAUUCCAAGCGACGGUUCCUGCGCAAGGGCAGCGAGAAGAAGUUCCGCAAAGGCAGCAAGUUCCCCUCGCACUCGGACAUCGUCUUGCCCGUCACGCGCGAUGUGGUGAGUGCGCGCGAAGAGCGAGAUGAGGUGGAGCCGCGGGUCAUCAACGAUAAGCGGAGCUGGGGCCUCGAACGCAAGACGUCGGUCGUCGGUCUCCCCCGCUUCAACUCGGAGUCGCCGCUCGGCGCGCCGCGCAUGCUGUCGAACCAUCGGUCCGGCGGGUCGGCGAUCACUGCGAUGUCGGCGUCCGUGCCCCACCCGGCCCCGCUUCAGGGCGGCGGCCGCCCCACAUCUCCGCCACCGCUGCCAGCCCGGCCCGGCCCCGCCUUGCCGCCGCGACCACCGCGUUCGCCCCGAUUCCUCCCACAGCCGCCCGCCGCCGCCGGCGCCGCUGGUGGUGGUGCUAGUGGUGUUGCUGCUGACGUCAGCAGUGUCGGCAGCGGCGAGCAAAAGCCGUCGACAACGACGUCGUGGGCCAAGUACCGAUUCGGGGAGGGCCUCAACAACGACGCGGCCAACAAGCGGCGCAGCCGCACGUUCCACUACACGGCCCUGGCGACGAUGCCUGCCACCACCGACGCCGCCGCUGGCGCGACGACGAAGAUCGGAAUCGGCGGCGGGCGUCAGCGCACGACCGAACAGGCGGAGAGCGGCCACCAGCGAAGUGAGGCGGCCUCGAGCGCGACGACGACCGAGGACGAGCUCAGCAGCCACGAUGAUGAAGAGGACGAUGACGAAGAAGACAGCGACAGCAGCGACGAGGACGGGGAGAUCGAGGCGGAGGUCGAGCUGGACGACGAGGACGAUGAUGACGAGGACUCGGACGACGAUGACGACGGCUGGACCGGGGGAAGCGGAGGGUCCGGAAGCGAAGGUGGCGGCGGCAAGGGUCCAUCGACCCCCUCGCCGUCUUCGUGGCGCCGCGGCGCACGUCGCCGUUCUCUGGACGUCAUGGGUGGUAGCGGGGAGUACAACCGAGUCUCCGUGUUCGGCAAGAGCCUGGGCAUGAAAGACAUCUGCAUCCUCCAAACAGGAGGAAUUUUUACCAAGUACUGCCGCAACACGAAGGGCACCAAGAAUUUCAAGGGCGCGCGCCGACAGCGGUCGGUCUGUCUGAGCGAGGACCUCACCUCCAUCCUCGUCUACCGCCACCUCGACCGAUCGCUCAAGGCCAAGAAGGACUGUCGCUCCAUCGGCCUCUCGCAGGUGGUGGACAUCUGCAAGGGCUUCAAGACGCCGAUUCUCAUGCGCCACGGCCGGCCCGGCGAGGAGGGGCUGGCCCUGUCCAUCUACUACACCAAGCCGUACUCGGGCGAUCGUACGCUGGACCUGGUGGCCGCCACGCCGGACCAUCUGCUGGCCUCACGACGAGACAGGGCCUGA